Molecule: messenger RNA, 764 nt
Organism: Moneuplotes crassus
Lineage: Eukaryota; Ciliophora; Spirotrichea; Euplotida; Euplotidae
Source: the annotation of a GenBank genome assembly
CUUUGAAUAUGGGAUCUUGAAAUCUCAGACUUUUGGACAGCAGAUUUUGGUGAUUGGCACCAAGUCUUCUGGUAAAUCAUUCUUUCUCAAACAGCUUCAGUACUUGAUGACUCACUCUGAACGCAUAUCAACCCCAGACCUGAGUGAGUUUCCUCCAUCGACCGAGCUGUAUGACUUCCGAGAAGUAGUAGGCCGCAGAGGAGACAAACUCAGCUUCUGGGAUUUAUGAGCAAGCGAGACUAUGAGGGAAUACUGGCCACAUUUUUAUAGAGAACUCGAGUUCUCCACAGUCAUUUAUUUCUUGGAGGCUAAUAACGAAACCUACUGUGACCAGGCAAGAGCAGACCUGCUUUUCUUAACAUCUGAAGAAGAACUCAGAAAUGCUAAAUUUUCAAUUGUUGUUAUGUAUCCUUUCUACUGAAUCACCACUGAUGAAGACGAAGAUGAACUUAAGACUGUUACACAAAACCAGCGAAUUUAAAAACAUUAAAGCUCAAAUCGUUGACCAAGUCGAUCCGGAUGGACUUUUUUAUUUCCCUAAAUAACAUGUCGAUCUACCUGAUGCACUACUACAACCCGAACAUUGAUAAACUGUCUAUAAAAUCGAAUGCUGCUCGAUUCAACAACAUCGAAGCCAUUUGAGACUCAAUAUGCGAAGGAAAGCAAGAAGUCAUUUACAAAGAAUACUUUGGAGCCUAUGAGAGCGAUCCUGUUGACAAGGGAGACCUAAAGGAUAGUCAAGAAGAAGUUCAGAAUUAAUCUAG